Molecule: messenger RNA, 6144 nt
Organism: Panonychus citri (citrus red mite)
Lineage: Eukaryota; Metazoa; Arthropoda; Arachnida; Trombidiformes; Tetranychidae
Gene: Egfr
Product: epidermal growth factor receptor-like
Biological process (GO): protein phosphorylation; positive regulation of kinase activity; multicellular organism development
Cellular component (GO): basal plasma membrane; signaling receptor complex
Molecular function (GO): ATP binding; transmembrane receptor protein tyrosine kinase activity
Source: RefSeq, a predicted model, not a curated record
GAAUGUCGUCUCUCAGAGUAAGUAAGUUGACCGAAGCAAAGAGAGAAACUUAGAUAAUUUUUCUCUUCUCUUUUCUCUUUGUCCUUCUUUUUUUUCUUCUCUUACUUUUUUCAUCUUCUUCUUCUUCUCCAUCAUCGUCUUCAUCAUCAUCACCACCAUCAUUAUCAUUCUCUUUCUCUUCUUUCUUUUCUCUCUCUUUCUUUCUCUUCAACAACAAAAUCUUCUGUUCUCCUUUAUGUUUUCUCUUUCUUUAGUGUCCAUUACUUUUCGGUAACGUUUUUUUUUAUUCUUUUUUGGUAAAAACUCAUUUUUAUAUGGUAACAAUAUUGGAACAAUAACAACAACAACAACAAUUAAUUCUCUUGGUUAAUUAAUUUGUGAUUUGGUGUCUUCUAUGUGUCUACUGUUUAAUUAACUAUAAAAGUAAAUGGAAUUAAUUUUUUGGGUUCUCCAUUAACAACUACAACCACCAUUAGAGAGCAACAAGUGAACCAACAUUUUCAAGCUUUUUUACUCUUCUCAUUUUCUAUUGGUCUUGGUUUUCUAAAUGUGAUUUUUGUUCUAUUCUUUUUUUUUAUUUUGUUUCGCCUUCAAAUUGUGCUAAUUAUUUAUUCUAUUCUGUUGAUUACGCACAGAUUAAUAUGCUGAUCUACCUAUGGAUAAAAACUUUUGUGUUCACUUGAUGGUUGAUACUUUAUAUCGACUAAUGGAUAUUGGGUGAUCGCUUUCUCCUUAAGUGCUUUGUAUGUGCCUUUGCCUGUUGUGCCUUCAUAUUUGCUUCCAUUUUUGUGAUAGCUUAAUAUCUCAUCGUCUUUAUCAUCCCAUUUAUCACCAAGUUGUCUGUCUCUCUGUCUCUCUCUCUCUUUUUAAUAUUUGUCUAAUUUAACAGGCAAAUAUGAUGACAAUAUCAAGGAAGAUACCUAAUUGUUGUACAUUAUUUUCUGUGUAUAUUUUUGUAAUUAUCUUUGUAACUACAUUUGAUUCCAUUUUGAGUCAAUCUCUUCUAUCAUUAUCUUCUUCUUCUUCUUCGUCAUCCUCAUCUUAUUCUUCUUAUGAUCCAACCUCAACAUCUUCCACCAAAAAGGGUAAAAUAUGUAUUGGUACAAGUGGACGAAUGUCAGUUCCUUCAAAUCGUGAACAUCAUUACCAAAAUUUAAGAGAUCGGUAUACCAAUUGUACUUAUGUCGAUGGUAACCUGGAAUUAACUUGGUUGGAAGAUGAAAAUUUCGAUCUUAGCUUUUUAAACGAAAUACGAGAGGUGACGGGAUACGUUUUGAUCAGUCAAGUUCAUGUUAAAAAGGUCUCACUGCCCAAUUUACAAAUCAUUCGAGGACGAACUCAUUUCAAAUUAAAUAUUCGAGAUGAAGAGUUUGCUUUAUUGGUUACUCUUUGUAAGAUGGAAAAUCUUGAAUUAUCUUCAUUGCGAGAUAUUCUUGCAGGAGAUGUUGGUUUCUUUGACAAUUAUAACCUUUGUCACAUAAAGACAAUCGAUUGGGAAGAAAUUCUAUCUGAACCAAAAGCGACCACCGUUUACUCUUACAAUUUUACCCACCCUGAAAGAGUAUGUCCACCAUGUCAUCCCCUUUGUCCAAGAGGUUGUUGGGGUGAAGGUAUUGAAAAUUGUCAAAAAUUUAGCAAAAUCAAUUGUUCACCUCAAUGUCAUCAGGGUCGCUGUUUUGGUCCCAAUCCACGGGAAUGUUGUCACCUUUUCUGUGCUGGUGGUUGCACCGGACCAAAGCAAAGUGAUUGCUUAGCAUGUAAAAAUUUCUACGACAAUGGAGUCUGUAAACAGGAAUGUCCACCCAUGAUGCGCUAUAAUCCAACCACCUAUUCUUGGGAAACCGAUCCGGAAGGUAAAUACGCUUAUGGUGCAACAUGUGUCAAAGACUGUCCUGAACAUCUACUCAAAGACAAUGGAGCUUGUGUCCGUUCCUGUCCAGCCAACAAGAAAGCUCAAUCAGGUGAAUGUGUCCCCUGUGACGGACCUUGUCCCAAGAUUUGUAAAGGUGUUGAUGUGAUGCUUCAUUCUGGUAAUAUUGACGAUUUCCGUGGAUGCACCCAAAUUGAUGGUUCUCUGAUUAUUUUGGAAAGUUCAUUCAUCGGAUAUCAAGAAAUUUUUCCCAAUCUUACCUUUGGUAAAAAUAUUCCUCCCAUGCAUCCGGAUAGAUUAAAUAUUUUCCAUACUCUCAAGGAAGUUACCGGAUUCAUUUCCAUUCAAGCAAAUCAUCCAGCAUUCACUAACCUCUCAUACUUCAAGAAUCUUGAAACGAUUCAGGGUCGAAUCACUUUCGAUAUGUUUGCCGCUUUACAUAUAAUUAAAACUUCUCUGGUCUCACUUAAUCUACGAUCGUUGAAGAAGAUAAGUUUUGGCUCUGUUGUCAUAUCGGAGAACAAAGAUCUUUGCUUUGCAAACAGCAUUGAUUGGAAGAAACUUAUUAGUUCAGAUGCCCAAAAAUUCCUGGACGGAAACGGAAAAGAUGAAACUUGCCUUGCCAGAAAUUUAGUUUGUGACCCUCAAUGUGGUAACGAUGGAUGUUGGGGCAAAGGUCCUGAUGAAUGUUUAUCUUGCCGAUCUUAUCGUUUACUUGAUACUUGUAUUGAUGGAUGCAACUCAUCACUUGGUUAUUACAAUGAUGGUGGUCAAUGUAAACAUUGUCACCCUGAGUGUUUAGGUAAAUGUUUUGGUCCUGGAGCUAAUAAUUGUACUAAAUGUCGAAAUGUAAACGAUGGACCUUAUUGUGUGAACCAAUGUCCAAUCUCAAAGUACAAUGAUUCCGGUGAAUGUAAACCUUGCCAUGAAAAUUGUGUAUCAGGAUGUACUGGACCUGCGAAUCGACCUGCUUAUGGAGGAUGUAAUUCAUGUGAACGAGCGCUUGUUUCAAUUGAAGAUCCAAAUGUAGUUGAAAAAUGUCUCAAAGCAGAUGAACCUUGUCCUGAAGGAUUUUACCAUGAAUACAUUGGCUCCAAAGAGGAUGGAGCUCUUAAGCCUUUGACUGGAAAGUCCGUUUGUCGUAAAUGUCACCAACGGUGCAAAAACUGUACAGCUUAUGGCAUUCACAAGUCUGUUUGUGAAUGUUUAAGUUACUCUUCCGCUGAACAAUGUGAAGAUACUUGUCCUCGAGAUCAUUGGGCUGAUGAACCGAAUCAUGCUUGCUAUAAAUGUGCUGAUGAAUGUCAAGGCUGCCAUGGACCAACUAACGGCCAUUGUUUAGCGUGUCGUAACUAUCGAGUCUAUUGGAAUGAUGAUCCAUCUUCAUUCAAUUGUACAGCCACAUGUCCAGCCGAUAAACCAUAUAAAGUAGUCGCCGUUAACGUUGCCGAAGAUCCAUAUUGCUCGGAGAAAGAAGCUGAACCGCUACUUCCCGUACCAAAAGAUUCAAAUACUUUCCUAAUUUUUGGAGUCAUCGCAUUGACCGUUUGUUGUCUCGGCUUUUUCCUCGCAUUUUUCAGCUACCAAGGCUUACAAAAAGCACGAACUAAGGAAAAGACUAUGCAACUAACUAUGAGAAUGUCCGGCUUUGAAGAUAAUGAGCCACUUAAACUGACCAAUGUCCGACCCAAUUUGGCUAAGCUACGCAUCGUUAAGGAAGCCGAGCUUCGUAAGGGUAACGUACUUGGUUGUGGUGCUUUUGGUAUGGUUCACAAAGGAGUCUGGGUUCCAGAAAAUGAGAAUGUCAAGAUUCCGGUUGCUAUUAAAAUCCUUCGGGAAGGAACAGCUCCGGAUACAAAUAAAGAGUUUCUCGAAGAGGCUUAUAUUAUGGCUUCUGUUGAUCAUCCCAAUUUACUUAAAUUACUCGCCGUCUGUAUGACCUCGCAACUUAUGCUAGUAACCCAAUUAAUGCCUUUAGGGUGUCUCCUUGAUUAUGUUAAACAGCACAAGGACAAAAUUGGUUCCAAACCUUUACUCAAUUGGUGUACCCAAAUAGCAAGAGGAAUGGCCUACCUUGAGGAGAAACGAAUGGUCCAUCGUGAUUUAGCCUUGAGAAACGUUUUACUUCAAACACCAGGGUGUGUUAAGAUUACCGACUUUGGCUUGGCUAAAUUGUUGGACAUUAACAAAGAGGAAUAUAUUGCCGAAGGAGGAAAAAUGCCAAUAAAGUGGUUAGCCCUUGAAUGUAUUCACCAUCGCAUCUUUACACACAAAAGCGAUGUCUGGGCGUUUGGUAUAACCGUUUGGGAAUUAUUAACUUACGGUGGACGCCCAUAUGAGGGUGUUAACGCCCGAGAUGUACCUUCAAUUUUAGAUAAAGGUGAACGUCUCCCUCAGCCCGCUAUUUGUACGAUUGAUGUUUACAUGAUUAUGAUUAAAUGUUGGAUGUUGGAUGCUGAGUCUCGACCAUCGUUCAAAGAGUUGGCCAUGGAAUUCGCAAAAAUGGCUGGUGAUCCAGGACGAUAUUUGGUCAUUCCAGGCGACAAGUUCAUGAGAUUACCAAGUUAUACACCUCAAGAUGAGAAAGAACUUAUAAUUAAACUAUCGAAAGCCAUUGAAGGACCUGAAGUGAUAAUGGACGCAGAAGAGUAUCUACAACCAAGUCGAUCAGAACAUGAUGGUAAUAGUGAAACACCACCGCCUCCAACACCGAUUAAAAAAUUUAUGGAAGAUCGAGGGUUUGAAGGUGACCCAUUGGGAAUGAUGUUACCCUCAGCUCAGUCAAUGAUGAGUGGAUUAGUUGGUAAUCAUCAUUCAUUUUAUUCAAACAAUUAUCCUCAUCACCUUCACGCUCACACCGGAUCAAUUGGAGGUGUUACCAAUGUUACCACUGCCAGUUUCCUCGACGACACCGUUGACUCAUGUAAAACCCGAGCCAGUUCGGUUAUGUUGAACGGGGGAACCCUUCGAGGUAUCGAACCUUUAUAUCCACUCACCUCAACAAUGCAUCGUAGAGACAGUAGCCUCAUUUCUAGUCGAUUCUCAGCUGAUCCUGUCAAAAUGCAUCAAAAUGAAUUUGAAAGUAUAGAUAAUUUUAUGCCCGAUGGAAGUAACUUCGGUAAAACUUGCGACAUCCCGACCAGUCUUCCCGUUGACGAGGAAGAUUAUUUAAUGCCUUCACCCGGACUUCGUAAUUCACAAAACUAUGUCGAUUUAAUUGGUGAUGCAAAACUUUCAGAAAUGGGAACUUUGAAAGCUAAAGAUCUCAAACAAUUUUGCAAUGUACCUGAUUUUGUACCUGUUGAUGGUCACAGUCGAUUUGGUGUUGAUAAUCUUGAAUAUUAUCGAAUGAGCCAGAAUCUUGAUUACAUUAACACAAGACCAUGUAAUAUAACUGCCUAUGGUAUUGGUACCAACGGCGGUGGGUCUAUGGUUCAACCUUUGUCAACAACUUCAAAUAUUGUACCAACAAAUGUUGGUGGGGUUGUUACAACUGGUGGUGGUGGUCAGAUUAAUACAAUGGGAUCAUUACAACUUCCACCAACACCAACAUCAAUCAAUGGUGGAGUUGUUACCGGUAAUGGUGUUGCAACAGUGGGUUCGGGUAGUAUAGUUACCGUUCCUAAUCCUGGUCCAGGUAGACCAACUAGUGUGGUUCCAGCGUUGACCCUGAAUGGGACAAUUUCAUCCGGUGGUCAACAAGCACCGUCAACACCAGGACCUCAAUCACCAAUGACCCCUGGGCCACAAGUUAUUCACAUAGUCAGUCGUAAAUUACAUUCUAGUGACGAGGAAAACUCAGAUGAUCACGAAUAUUACAACGACAGUUAUUACGAUAGUUCAACUCGUGAAUUACAGCCUCUUAAUCAACGACGAAAUGAGACAACAGUAUAAUUAACAGAUUCACCUUGAAAUCUGUAAAAAUAUAUUUUAUUUAAAUUUGAUUGUUAAAUAUUUUUGUAAAUAUAACAACACUAAUCACUUCAAAAUAACCACAAAUAGAAUUGGCAAAGAUAAUCAAUUGGGCCAACUAUUUGUUAAAUUUUUUUCCCUCUUGAUUUAAAAUUUAACCAGACACACAAAUCUUAAUUGUUUGGUAAUCAUCAUCACCAUCCAAUCAGUUGCUAUUAAAUAACAACAAAAACUCAUCUCAAAUUUUAAUCAAUCAGAUGGAUAAAAAACACACAAAGUCUAAAAUACUGUUGUACAUUUUUAAUUGUAUCAAUAAUUGUAAUUGUAUUUUUUUUUAAUCAACCUUAUAUUGUGAAAAUCAA